Molecule: messenger RNA, 4229 nt
Organism: Eurytemora carolleeae
Lineage: Eukaryota; Metazoa; Arthropoda; Copepoda; Calanoida; Temoridae
Gene: ry
Product: xanthine dehydrogenase/oxidase
Exons: 23
Coding region: 23-4108 (1361 amino acids)
Molecular function (GO): iron ion binding; xanthine dehydrogenase activity; 2 iron, 2 sulfur cluster binding
Source: RefSeq, a predicted model, not a curated record
AAUCAGCUGUUGAUUUAUCAAAAUGGCGCCGACGCCGCAAAGCACUUUAGCUGUUCUCUCUGCCUCUAUCACAGGGAAAGAGAAUAAUCCUGGCGAAGGAGUUUCUGUACUUGUAUUCUUUGUAAAUGGGAAAAAGGUUGUAGAUGAGACUCCUGACCCUGGUAUGACCCUGCUGACCUACCUGCGAUUAAAGUUACGACUGUGCGGGACAAAACUAGGUUGCGGGGAGGGAGGGUGUGGAGCAUGUACAGUAAUGGUCAGCAAGUAUGACAGGUUUAAGCAAGCAACAGUACAUCUCUCUGUAAAUGCCUGCUUAGCUCCAGUGGUUUCAAUGCACGGUCUUGCAGUCACCACUGUUGAGGGAAUUGGAAAUGCUAAGCAACGGCUUCACUCUGUUCAGCAAAGGCUGGCAAACAGCCAUGGAAGCCAGUGCGGGUUCUGUACUCCAGGCAUUGUGAUGUCUAUGUAUACAUUACUAAGAAACAACCCUUUACCCUCGAUGAAAGAAAUGGAAACUUAUUUUCAGGGAAAUCUAUGUCGAUGCACUGGAUACAGACCAAUUCUGGAGGGUUUCAGAACCUUUACAGAAGAGUGGGCAAAGUAUGGGAAAAGAAGUUCUAUGGAAGGUUGUGGAAGAAAAGGAGGUUGCUGCAAGGAAAAGGGAAAUGCUGGUGGAUGUGAUCUGACUGAAGAAGAUGAUUCACAAGAACUAUUCCAGACCUCGGAGUUUGUUCCAUAUGAUGCCAGCCAAGAACCUCUAUUUCCUCCGGAACUCAUUGCAUCUGCAAAACUAGAUGAGCAGUUCCUAACUUUCAGGGGCAAAAAUAUGACUUGGUAUCGUCCUGUUUCUACCUAUCAGCUGCUGAAUCUUAAACAGAUGUAUCCAGAGGCUAAAAUAGUGGUUGGAAACACUGAGCUUGGUGUAGAGGUUAAGUUCAAGCAUUGUGAAUAUCCGGUUUAUAUAAACCCAUCUUUAGUGCCUGAUCUUACAGCUAUCAAAAUAGAAACUGAUGGGGUUGUUUUCGGGGCUGGAGUUACCUUAUCAGAGAUUGAGGAGACUUGUUUUCAAGUUAUAAAGAAUAUCCCAGAAGAAAAUUCUAGGAUAUUUCAGCAAAUUGUUGAAAUUCUCCAAUGGUUUGCAGGGAAACAGAUUAGAAAUGUAGCAGCAGUGGGAGGAAACAUCAUGACAGGAAGUCCAAUCUCUGACUUAAAUCCAAUAUUCAUGGCCUCUAAAUGCACUUUGAGAAUUGCAAGCAUUUCCGAAGAUAAACAAGUCUUCUUUGAUGAAAACUUUUACACUGGAUACAGGAAAAACAUUGUUGGCCCCUCUGAAAUCUUGGUAAGUAUCAAAGUACCGUUUACCAAAGAAAACCAAUUUUUCUUUGCUUAUAAGCAAGCAAGAAGAAGAGAUGAUGAUAUUGCUAUAGUGAAUGGAGCAUUUAGUGUCACCCUCAAGAACGAAGGGACAGAUCAUGUGAUAUCAAGCAUUCAAAUGGCAUUCGGUGGAAUGGGUCCAACUACUCUCUUGGCAGUGAAGAGCUCACUACAUCUUCAAGGUCAAAAAUUCAAUGAUAAUAUUGUUGAGCUGGCCUGUGAUGCCUUGAAGAAUGAGCUUAGUCUUACACCAAAUGCACCAGGAGCAAUGAUAAGAUAUAGGCAAUCCCUUGUACUUAGCUUCUUUUUCAAAACUUUCUUGGCUAUUAGAAAACAACUAGGAUAUGACCUUGCUAAUGAAAACUCUGCAGUUGAAGUCUUUGAAAAGGAGCCAUUGCACUCCCAUCAACUAUUUGAGGUAAAAAACGAUGCUGCAACAGUUGGAGCACUUGGUAAACCACUGAAACAUAAAGCAGCUGACCAUCAAGUGGCUGGCACUGCUCAGUAUACAGAUGACAUGCCUCAUAUUGAGGGAGAGUUGUAUGCUGGUCUAGUUCUAAGCUCUAAAGCACAUGCUGAGAUUCUAAGUAUAGACACAUCAACAGCACUUGCAGUUCCUGGAGUGGUUGAAUGGGUAGAUAGUACAGAUCUGAAGGAAAGAAAUGAAUUUGCUCUUGCAAUAGCAAAGGAUGAACUAGUCUUUGCAAAUCAAUUUGUUCACUGUUAUAGAAUGGUGAUUGGAGUUAUUCUUGCUCAAGACCAAGAGACUGCACAGAAAGCAGCAAGAUUAGUAAAAGUAGAGUACAAGGAUUUACCAGCUAUCAUAACCAUCGAGGACGCAAUCAAAGAAAACUCAUUCCAUGAAGUUCCAAAUGCAGGAAUAACUGAUGGUGAUGUUGAGAGUGUUUUUAAAUCUGCUACAAACAUUGUAGAAGGUGAAAUGAGGACAGGGGCACAAGAACAGUUCUAUUUGGAAACCCAGGCUUGCAUUGCUAUUCCCAAGAUAGAAAAUGAUGAGAUUCAGAUCUGGUCUUCAACUCAAAAUCCUACUUUAACCCAGAAUACAGUAGCAGCAGUUCUAGGAAUACCAGCCAACAGGGUGUCAGUUCAUGUAAAAAGAAUGGGUGGAGGGUUUGGAGGCAAAGAGUCAAGAUCUGUUCCACUUGCUGCAGCAGUUGCAGUUGCAGCUAACAAAGUUAGCAGGCCAGUGAGGAUUAUGCUUGACAGGGAUGAAGACAUGUUGAUAUCAGGCUUUAGAAAUCCGUUUUAUGGAAAGUACAAGGUAGCCUUCGAUGAUAAUGGAAAAGUGCUUGCAUUGGAUUUGUUACUAUAUGCCAAUGCGGGCUGGACAUUGGAUCUUACUUUUUCCAUUGUAGAGCGAGCAAUGUUCCACUCAGACAAUUCAUAUAAGGUGCCAAAUCUUCGAGUGCGUGGAUUUUGUUGCAAAACAAAUUUAACUUCUAACACUGCAUUCAGAGGAUUUGGUGGACCUCAGGGUUUGAUGAUUGCUGAAACAUGGAUUGAAAAAAUUGCUAAAACACUAGACAUUCCUGCAGAAGAUAUAAGAGAAAGAAACCUGUAUGAAGAGGGAAUGACAACACACUUUAAUCAGAAAUUGAUUAAUUGUACUUUGAAAAAAUGCUGGGAGGAGUGCAAAACACUAUCAAGAUUUUCGGAGAGACAGAAGGAAAUUGAGAAAAUCAACUCUUGUAAUCGAUGGAAAAAGCGUGGAAUGUCUAUGGUGCCUGUAAAAUUUGGCAUUGCUUUCACCGCUCUCCAUAUGAACCAGGCUGGAGCCCUGGUAAAUAUAUAUCAAGACGGUUCAGUUCUAAUAUCCCAUGGAGGUACCGAGAUGGGGCAGGGACUUCACACAAAGAUGAUUCAAGUUGCCAGUCAGGCCUUAAAUAUUGAUCACAAUAAAAUCCAUAUAGCUGAGACAGCAACAGACAAGGUCCCAAACACAUCUCCAACAGCAGCCAGUGCUGGAUCAGACUUGAAUGGCAUGGCAGUCUUGGAGGCUUGCAUGACCAUAAAGAAACGAUUAGAACCAUUCAUAUCUUCAAAUCCUUCAGGUACAUGGGAAGAUUGGGUAAAGUCUGCAUACUUCUCACGAGUAAGCUUGUCAAGCACUGGAUUCCAUGCUACUCCAGAUAUUGGCUACGAUUUCAAAACCAACAGUGGGAAUGCGUUCAACUACUUCACCUAUGGAGUUUGCUGCUCAGAGGUGGAAGUAGACUGUCUCACUGGAGACCAUCAGGUUAUUUCUACCCAAAUUGUGAUGGAUCUCGGAGAGUCUAUCAACCCUGCCAUUGAUAUUGGUCAGGUGGAAGGAGCAUUUGUUCAAGGAUAUGGGCUCUUUAUGAUGGAACAAAUUUUACACACUCCAACUGGAGUUCUUCUCACUCGUGGACCGGGUGCUUACAAGAUUCCAAGCUUCAAUGAUAUUCCAGGAGUGUUCAAUGUAGCUCUGCUCCGUGGAGCAUCUAACCCUAGAGCAGUUUAUUCUAGUAAAGCUGUGGGGGAACCACCUCUUUUCUUAGCUGCUAGUGUUUUCUUUGCUGUAAAGAACGCGAUUGCCUUUGCAAGAGCAGAAUCAGGUGCGCCACCUUAUUUUGAGCUGGAUGCUCCGGCUACUGCGGAGAGGAUCCGCAUGGCCUGUGAGGAUAAGUUCACCUCUCUUGUUCCCCAGCUCCCACCCUCCGGGUCCUUCACACCCUGGAGUAUUCAGACAUAGAACUCAUUCAUCCCUAGUUCCUGGUAGUUUCUCACUCUGGAGUAUUUACAAAUAGAUAUUAAUGCCUAAUUUAUAACAUAUGCUUUAGAAGUACAUUUAUUGCUUCUAGAUAUAAUUACAU